Messenger RNA from Dermatophagoides pteronyssinus (European house dust mite), 1012 nucleotides. RefSeq names its product negative elongation factor E (gene Nelf-E). Lineage: Eukaryota; Metazoa; Arthropoda; Arachnida; Sarcoptiformes; Pyroglyphidae. Gene Ontology annotation, molecular function: RNA binding. Gene Ontology annotation, cellular component: NELF complex. Gene Ontology annotation, biological process: negative regulation of transcription elongation by RNA polymerase II. The record is from RefSeq and is a predicted model, not a curated record.
GAAAGAAAUUUUCACGAAAAUUGACUGAUUGUUUUGGAAUCAGAAUUCUAAUCAGAAAAUUUGAAUUUAUUACAACAUUACAUAAUUAACAAUACAAAUGACUUUAGUCCAACUUCCUGCCAAAUUAACCGAAGAAGAACAGGCGUUACAAAGAAAAUAUCAGAAACUCAAACGAAAGAAAAAACUACUGCAACAAUUAAAGACACCAAAACAGGAACAACCAACAACACAACCGAUAAAACGGACUCCAGACAGUGGAACGGAUGCCAAAGAAGUUGCAAAAAAACUAUUAAAAUCCGGUAAAAUUCAGGCCAUCAAAGCACCGGAUAAUAAAGAUCGACAAGAUUCAGGAUUCAAACGAUCAAAAGCUCAUGAACGUAAACGUUGUACUGGAACGGAUAAACCUGGUGGAUAUUUGCCAUUUCAUAAUCAUCAUUCUGAUGAUGAUCCAAACGGACCAAAAGAUGAACCUGAAAGUAAACGUUCAAAACCACUUUACGAAAGUUUUGUCAUGUCAAGAGAUCCACAUUCGGUAGCGCGUGAAGAAGCUUUCAGAGAGAAAAAAAGAGAUGGCAAAGUUAAUUAUGUAAAUCGAGAUAAUCCACAGCAGGGCAACACAGUUUAUGUUCAUGGAGAAAACUUGAAUGAAGAUAUUCUUCGAUUAGCUUUUGUUACUUUUGGCCCAGUGUUGAACAUAACGGCUGAACCAAAUAAAAAUUGUGGAUUUGUAACAUAUGAAUCUAUCGAUGUAGCAAAUAUGGCCAUCACUGAAAUGAAUGGUAAAACAAUCAAUGGAAUUCAUUUGAAAGUUAGUCUGGCACGUCGUCAACCCACUUAUAAUCCGGAAAAAUCCAAAACUAAUACUGAUUUAAAUGAUUCAUUAUCAGCACCUGAAGCAUGGUCAGCAAUUGCUUCGAAUUUUUCCGAUAGUGUUGAUAAUCCAAAGAAAAGAACCAUUGUUAGCUAUGAUGAUGAUGAUAUCUAUGAAACUGUUUAAAUUGAAUGGUUCUUU